Tachyglossus aculeatus (Australian echidna) is the source of this 7263-nucleotide messenger RNA. RefSeq names its product mediator complex subunit 13 (gene MED13). The record is from RefSeq and is a predicted model, not a curated record. Gene Ontology annotation, biological process: regulation of transcription by RNA polymerase II. Lineage: Eukaryota; Metazoa; Chordata; Mammalia; Monotremata; Tachyglossidae. The coding region runs from base 64 to 6588 and encodes 2174 amino acids. Gene Ontology annotation, molecular function: transcription coregulator activity. The transcript is spliced from 30 exons. Gene Ontology annotation, cellular component: mediator complex.
CGGUCGGAGGCGGCGGUAAUGGCGGAUGGUGGGUCGUGGCGCCGGCGGCGGCUGUGAGGGACGAUGAGUUCCUGCUUCGUGCCGAACGGGGCCAGCCUGGAGGAUUGUCACUGCAACCUCUUCUGCCUGGCUGACUUAACAGGAAUUAAAUGGAAACGCUAUGUAUGGCAAGGUCCAACUUCUGCCCCAAUUCUGUUUCCGGUGACAGAGGAAGACCCUAUUUUAAGUAGCUUUAGUCGCUGUCUUAAGGCAGAUGUACUGGGUGUGUGGCGGAGAGAUCAAAGACCUGGACGAAGAGAGCUAUGGAUAUUUUGGUGGGGUGAGGACCCCAAUUUUGCUGACCUUAUUCAUCACGAUUUAACAGAAGAGGAAGAUGGAGUGUGGGAGAACGGCCUAUCCUAUGAGUGCCGUACUCUGCUCUUCAAAGCAGUUCACAAUCUACUGGAGCGGUGUCUAAUGAACCGGAAUUUUGUGCGCAUUGGCAAGUGGUUUGUGAAGCCUUAUGAAAAGGAUGAAAAACCUAUAAAUAAAAGUGAACACCUGUCUUGCUCUUUCACCUUUUUUUUGCAUGGAGACAGCAAUGUUUGUACCAGUGUGGAAAUCAAUCAACAUCAACCUGUAUAUCUUCUUAGUGAAGAACACAUCACACUUGCUCAGCAGUCAAACAGCCCGUUUCAAGUUAUCCUAAGUCCAUUUGGAUUAAAUGGCACUCUCACAGGACAGGCAUUCAAGAUGUCUGAUUCUUCCACUAAGAAAUUAAUUGGUGAAUGGAAACAGUUCUAUCCAAUUUCAUCUUGCUUGAAGGAGAUAUCUGAAGAAAAACAGGAAGAUAUGGAUUGGGAGGAUGAUUCUCUAGCUGCCGUGGAAGUUCUUGUUGCGGGUGUGCGGAUGAUCUACCCAGCAUGCUUUGUUUUAGUUCCCCAGUCAGAUAUUCCUACUCCUAGCUCUGUUGGAGCACCUCACUGUUCAACUAAUUGCUUGGGUGUCCACCAAGUGCCUGCUUCCUCGAGAGACCCUGCCAUGUCUUCAGUAACUCUGACUCCACCGACAUCCCCUGAAGAAGUCCAGUCAGUUGAUGCUCAAUCUGCCCAGAAAUGGGCGAAAUUUUCAUCUGCUUCUGAUGCAUUCAGCUCAGAUAGUACUAGCCACCAUGGUGGAAAAAUUCCCAGAAAACUUGCCAACCAGGUGGUGGAUAGGGUUUGGCAAGAAUGCAAUAUGAACAGAGCACAGAACAAGAGGAAGUAUUCUGCGUCAUCGAGUGGUUUAUGUGAAGAAGAGACAGCUGACAAAGUAGCAUCCUGGGAUUUUGUUGAAGCCACACAGAGGACGAAUUGCAACUGUUCAAGGCACAAAAAUCUCAAAGCAAGAAAUUCUGGACAACAGGGGCAGGUACCUCCUGUAGGCCAGCAACAGCCAGUAGCUGCCAAGCACAAGACCAAUGAGAAGCAAGAAAAGGGGGACAAGCCUCAGAAACGUCCUCUAACUCCUUUUCAUCACCGUGCAUCUAUCAGUGAUGACGUUGCCAUGGAAACCGAUUCAUCCAGUCAGAGGCUGGUGAUCCCAGCUGCGGACGGUCAAGUGAGAUUUUCAAACAUCCGAACUAAUGAUGUAGCAAAAACUCCUCAGAUGCACGGCACUGAAAUGGCAAAUUCCCCCCAGCCACCGCCACUUAGCCCUCAUCCGUGUGAUGUGGCUGAUGAAGGCGUAACUAAAACACCUUCAACUCCUCAAAGUCAGCAUUUCUAUCAGAUGCCAACACCGGAUCCCUUGGUUCCUUCAAAGCCAAUAGAAGACAGGAUAGACAGUUUAUCUCAGCCUUUCCCAGCCCAGUUUCCAGAGGUAAUAGAGCCAACAGUAUAUGUUGGUACGGCAGUAAACUUGGAAGAAGAUGAAGCUGAUACAACCUGGAAGUAUUAUAAAGUUCCAAAGAAAAAGGAUGUGGAGUUUCUACCGCCGCAGCUUCCGAGUGAUAAAUUCAGAGACGAUCCAGUUGGACCUGCUGGACAGGAAAAUGUAACAUCAGUUACAGAGUUAAUGGUGCAAUGUAAGAAGCCUCUAAAGGUUUCUGAUGAACUGGUGCAGCAGUAUCAGAGUAAAAACCAGUAUCUCUCAGCAGUAGUAUCUGAUGCUGAACAAGAACCUGAAAUUGAUCCAUAUGCAUUUGUGGAUGGAGAUGUGGAAUUCCUUUUUCCUGAUAAUAAGAAAGAGAGACAGAACACCGAGCGGGAAGUGGGCAAAAAACACAAAGUAGAAGAUGGUUCAUCUAGUGUAACAGUAUUAUCACAUGAAGAAGAUGCUAUGUCAUUAUUUAGUCCCUCUAUCAAGCAAGAUGCCCAGCGACCUUCAGGCCAUGCCCGCCCUCCAUCCACCAGCUUGAUCUAUGACUCUGACUUGGCCGUUUCUUAUACAGACCUUGACAAUCUCUUCAAUUCCGAUGAAGAUGAACUUACUCCUGGAUCUAAAAAAAUCCUGAGUGGGACAGAUGACAAAUCCAAUUGCAAAGAAUCAAAGACUGGAAAUCUGGAUCCACUAUCUUGCAUAAGCACUGCAGAUCUUCAUAAAAUGUAUCCCACUCCACCAUCACUGGAACCACAUAUUAUGGGAUUUUCCCCAAUGAAUAUGAACAAUAAGGAAUAUGGGAGUAUGGACACUACACCUGGAGGAACUAUACUAGAAGGGAAUAGUUCCAGUAUAGGCACUCAGUUCAAAAUUGAGGUUGAUGAAGGAUUCUGUAGUCCCAAACCUUCCGAAAUCAAGGAUUUUUCUUAUAUCUACAAACUUGAAAAUUGUCAAGCUUUAGUUGGAUGUUCCAUGUUUGCACCUCUAAAGACCCUCCCCAGCCAGUGCCUGCCUCCUAUCAAAUUGCCGGAAGAGUGUAUUUAUCGCCAGAGUUGGACGGUUGGAAAACUAGAGUUGCUUCCUCCAGGACCCGCCAUGCCAUUCAUCAAAGAGGGUGAUGGGAGCGCCAUGGAUCAAGAGUACGGUGCUGCCUAUACCCCUCAAACGCAUACUCCUUUCGGGAUGCCCCCCAACAGCGCACCUCCCAGCAACAGCGGGGCAGGAAUUCUCCCUUCUCCGUCCACCCCCCGAUUCCCAACUCCUCGAACACCAAGGACGCCUCGUACCCCUCGUGGGGCCGGAGGGCCCGCCAGCGCUCAAGGUUCCGUCAAAUACGAUAAUUCGGACUUGUACUCACCAGCUUCCACGCCCUCAACGUGCCGACCACUAAACUCUGUCGAACCUGCAACCGUACCGUCCAUCCCCGAAGCUCAUAGCCUUUACGUGAACCUCAUCCUUUCAGAGUCCGUAAUGAAUCUGUACAAGGACUGUAACUUUGACAGUUGCUGUAUCUGUGUCUGCAACAUGAACAUCAAAGGUGCUGAUGUUGGAGUUUACAUUCCAGAUCCCACCCAGGAGGCCCAGUACAGGUGUACCUGUGGCUUCAGUGCUGUCAUGAACAGAAAGUUCGGAAACAACUCCGGCCUGUUCCUUGAAGACGAAUUAGACAUCAUAGGACGCAACACAGAAUGUGGCAAAGAAGCAGAGAAACGCUUCGAAGCUCUUCGGGCCACCUCCGCGGAACACGUCGGCGGAGGAUUAAAGGAAUCCGAAAAAUUGCCCGAUGAGUUGAUACUGCUGUUGCAAGAUCAGUGCACUAAUUUGUUUUCGCCAUUUGGAGCCGCAGACCAAGAUCCUGCCCCCAGAAUCGGCAUAAUUCAUAACUUGGUACGUGUUGAAGAGCGGGAUUGUUGCAAUGACUGCUACCUUGCGUUGGAACAUGGGCGACAGUUCAUGGACAACAUGUCAGGAGGAAAAGUUGACGAAGCACUUGUAAAAAGUACAUGCUUGCACCCCUGGUCCAAAAGAAACGCAAUGGAUGUGAGCAUGCAGUGUUCACAGGAUAUCCUUCGCAUGCUCCUAUCUCUCCAGCCAGUACUUCAGGAUGCUAUUCAGAAAAAACGAACAGUGAGAUCUUGGGGAGUCCAAGGUCCCCUAACUUGGCAGCAGUUUCAUAAAAUGGCUGGCCGAGGCUCCUAUGGAACUGAUGAAUCCCCAGAACCACUGCCAAUCCCCACAUUUUUGUUGGGGUAUGAUUAUGAUUUUCUGGUGCUCUCUCCAUUUGCCCUGCCAUAUUGGGAGAGGCUGAUGCUGGAACCCUAUGGAUCUCAAAGAGACAUUGCUUAUGUUGUUCUGUGUCCAGAGAAUGAGGCCCUUCUGAAUGGAGCCAAAAGCUUUUUUAGAGAUCUGACUGCAAUAUAUGAGUCCUGUCGAUUAGGUCAACACAGACCCAUUUCUCGACUAUUAUCUGAUGGGAUCAUGAGAGUUGGGUCUACCGCUUCAAAGAAACUCUCAGAAAAGUUGGUCACAGAAUGGUUUUCUCAGGCAGCUGAUAGCAACACUGAAGCAUUUUCUAAACUCAAGCUGUAUGCACAAGUCUGCAGAUAUGAUCUUGGACCGUAUCUUGCUUCCCAGCCUUUGGACAGCUCUUUACUCUCCCAGCCAAAUUUAAUUCCCCCAGCAAGUCAGCCCGUGCCCACCCCACCCCCGGUGGCAAGUAAUCCUGGGAAUUCCAACACUCCAUCAUCCACCCCAGCAACUACAACCAGCAACACCAUGACGGUGGCUUCAAGUAAUGCCAUAUCCUCUGCCGUUGCUCCAACAAAUUCCACCUUGACUACCACCUCCACUUCAUCCUCAUCCACCAACAUGAGUGGCGGGCUCCCCAAUAAACCACCUUCAUUCCCACCCUUCGGCAGUAUAACCGGUAAUACUACUGGUUCCAUGCCUGCCCAAGCUCCCGCAGUUCAGAAUGGCCAGAUGGGUCAGCAGCCACCGACUCUGCCAGCGACUGGGAUAUCUGGAGAGUCCUCAGCUGUUCCCGCUCAGCCACAUUCAGAAGUGUCAGAAAGCACUAUGGAUCGGGAUAAGGUGGGAGUCCCCACAGAUGGUGAUUCACAUGCAAUCACGUAUCCACCUGCAAUUGUAGUUUAUAUAAUUGAUCCUUUCACGUACGAAAAUAAAGAUGAGAGCACUAACUCUAAUAUAUGGACUCUGGGUCUACUACGUUGCUUUUUGGAAAUGGUACAAACCCUUCCUUCUAAUAUCAAGAGUACAGUUUCCGUUCAGAUUGUCCCAUGUCAGUAUUUGUUACAACCUGUGAAGCAUGAAGAUAGACAGAUUUAUACCCAGCAUUUGAAGUCCCUGGCAUUUUCAGCAUUUACCCAGUGUCGGAGACCACUUCCAACGUCAACCAAUGUGAAAACACUGACUGGUUUUGGCCCAGGCUUAGCCAUGGAAACUGCUCUUAAGAGUUCCGAUAGGCCAGAGUGUAUUCGGCUUUAUACUCCUCCUUUUAUCCUGGCUCCUGUGAAAGACAAGCAGACAGAAUUGGGAGAAACAUUUGGUGAAGCUGGCCAAAAAUAUAAUGUUCUUUUUGUGGGUUACUGUUUGUCUCAUGAUCAAAGAUGGCUCCUUGCUUCGUGCACCGAUCUCUAUGGAGAAUUAUUGGAAACUUGCAUUAUUAAUAUUGAUGUUCCAAACAGAGCUCGUCGGAAAAAAGGUUCCGCUCGUAGACUCGGUCUCCAGAAACUCUGGGAAUGGUGCUUGGGACUUGUUCAGAUGAGUUCUUUACCGUGGAGAGUUGUAAUUGGGCGCCUAGGAAGGAUAGGUCACGGUGAAUUAAAAGAUUGGAGCUGUCUGCUGAGUCGCCGGAAUCUGCAGUCUCUCAGUAAGAGAUUAAAAGAUAUGUGUAGGAUGUGUGGUAUAUCUGCUGCCGACUCUCCGAGCAUCCUCAGCGCUUGCCUUGUUGCAAUGGAACCCCAAGGAUCUUUUGUAAUUAUGCCAGAUUCCGUGUCAACAGGUUCUGUAUUUGGUCGCAGCACUACUCUUAACAUGCAGACAUCUCAGCUUAAUACCCCACAAGACACAUCAUGCACCCAUAUACUCGUGUUUCCGACUUCGGCUUCGGUGCAGGUAGCUUCAGCAACGUACACCACUGAAAAUUUGGACCUGGCCUUCAAUACGAACAAUGAUGGAGCAGAUGGGAUGGGCAUCUUCGAUUUAUUAGACACAGGAGAGGACCUUGACCCUGACAUUAUUAACAUCCUUCCUGCAUCCCCAACUGGAUCGCCUGUACAUUCUCCAGGGUCCCAUUUUCCCCAUGGAGGUGACGCUAGCAAGGGUCAGGGAACAGAUCGGCUGCUUUCAACAGAAUCUCAUGAUGAAGUAACAAAUAUUCUUCAGCAACCAUUGGCCCUUGGUUAUUUUGUAUCAACUGCCAAAGCAGGUCCAUUGCCUGACUGGUUUUGGUCAGCGUGUCCUCAAGCACAACAUCAGUGUCCCCUCUUUCUUAAGGCCUCUUUGCACCUCCAUGUGCCUUCAGUGCAAUCAGACGAGCUGCUUCACAGUAAACACUCCCACCCACUUGACUCAAAUCAGACUUCAGAUGUCCUCAGGUUUGUUUUGGAACAGUACAAUGCACUCUCCUGGCUAACCUGUGACCCAGCAACCCAGGACAGACGGUCGUGUCUCCCGAUUCAUUUUGUGGUGCUGAAUCAGUUGUAUAACUUUAUCAUGAAUAUGCUGUGAUCUUCAUCUGACUGAACUGUGCAAGAAACAAACAAAAAAAAAAAAAGGAAAAGGGAUAUUAAUUUCACUGCAGGACUACAUGAUAAUCUUCUCAGUGCUAGUCAGUUUGUGAUGGGGUAUAAUUCUUGUUACUUUAACAAAUAUUGCUUGACCCGGGGGGAAGAGGAUGUAACCCUGCUCUCUUUUCAUUGACUCUAAAGAACUCUUUAGGAUAAUGAAGAUUGAUAAUACAAAAUGUAUUAUAACAUUUUAGUAGAGAAAUUAACCUUUUUUUUUCCAGUCACAGUAUUUGUGAAAAGUAAUGAGCCAUAGUACCCAGUCAUGUUAAAUGAAUAUUCGAAGCAUGGAGAAGAAACAUGAGGAACAGUGAGUUCAACUUAUGGCUUCAGAACAUCAAGAUGUUCUUGUAUUGGAUUAUAGUACCUAGUAUUCAAAAAUGCCUGCAUCUCUUAUUUAUUGUAAGUUUUUAAAUGUAUAAAUUGUCUUAUAUUUCUUAACCUCUUUUAUAAAAAUUUUCCUAGAAGGUUUAUACUGCCUUCUUGCUUUAAAGCAAUUGGUCUAAAAUAUAUGUAAUCGUCUUAAUUAAAAGUUGCAGUAGGGUUGCUUUUAGAGUAUUAUUUUUUUGUAAGGGGGUGGGUGGGACAGUAAAUUUGUAUCGUCUUGAUGUACAGUUUA